Drosophila busckii is the source of this 2533-nucleotide messenger RNA. Its product is annotated as dynein intermediate chain 2, ciliary. The transcript has 6 exons. NCBI's taxonomy places the organism in Eukaryota, Metazoa, Arthropoda, Insecta, Diptera, Drosophilidae. Gene Ontology annotation, biological process: outer dynein arm assembly; cilium movement. The record is from RefSeq and is a predicted model, not a curated record. Gene Ontology annotation, molecular function: dynein light chain binding; dynein heavy chain binding. Bases 146 to 2371 code for a protein of 741 amino acids. Gene Ontology annotation, cellular component: outer dynein arm.
UUGUUUGCCUACACACAAUUACGUAAAGUUUCGCUUGUGAAAAUAUAAAUUAAAAUUUUUGUUCAGUUUAUGUGAUUGAUAACCGGAAGAACCUAAAGAAGUUGCACUGGAACUUUGAUAACUUGAAAAACUUGCAAGCAACAACAUGCCGGAUCCACCGAAGAAAGAGAAGAAAAAGAACCGGACAUCCAAGACCAAGUUGGGUGAGGGAGGCGGGGGUGGCGAUGCCGAUGAUUUUGAUGCAUGGAUGAAAUCACGUCAGUUAGUUAAGCCAGAUGAUCAAUUGGACUUGACGGAGGCCGAGCUGGGCGAAGAGGUCAUCAAGGUGCUGACGCCAACCAACACAAAUGUGGUGCGCAAUUUGGUAGUUUACAGUUUCAAGGAGGGCGAAUAUGUGUCUGCGCCUCUGCCAGGCAACACUGUGACGUUGAUAAGCUUUCCGGGUAACUCGUUGCACGUGGACUCCGAGGAUGCGCGCCGUCAAAUCGAGGAGUCCGACGAGAUUGGCUAUCCACUGCCCAUGCCCAAUUAUUCGGUGGUGGAGCAGCGCGAGACCAUAAUCGAUGGCGAGGAGGAAGGCGAGGGCGAAACCGAUGAGGACAAACCUGAUGCUGACGGAAAACAAAGUCCCGGCCCUGGCGGCGGCGGCGGCGGCGGUGAUGAGGAAGAAGUCGAAGAGGAGGAGGAAGAUGAAGGCAAGGGCACUGAGGGCGGCGCCGAACAAGAGACAAGAGAUGAUGAGGAUGGCGGUGGUGCCAUUGCCAUACCCGGCGGUGGCAGCAAGAAACGCAAGCUCAUCAAUCAGUUCAAUUACUGUGAACGCGCCACCUUGACCUAUGUCAAUCCCAAGCGAAGUGUGGAUACGCAAACAAUACCGCCAUCACGGUCACAGUUUGGCGCCAAUGUGCUGCAGUGGGUCAUCUAUGACACUUAUCAACAGGAUUUUGACCAGCAGCAGAAGCAACUUGCUGGCUCCGGCUCCAAGAAAGAUGAACGCAAUCGCACUUCGCGUCAGAAAAAGUUCAAGGACAAAACGGCCUUGGCCAAGCAGCUGAAUGCUAAAUAUUUAAGAUGCUGGCAGAUACUCGAGCGUAUGAUUAAUCAGAAUAUUUUUGAUGACAUCGGCAUGGACUAUCGCUAUUGGGAAGAUCCGGCUGAUGAAUAUCGGGAAGGCGAGGGUAAUCUAUUGCCGCUGUGGAAAUUUCAAUAUGAAAAAACAAAGAAAAUGAAUGUUACGGAUAUAGUUUUUAAUCCCAGUUACUAUGAUCUCUUUGCCGUUUGCUUUGGCUCACAUGAUUUUCUAAAACAGCCCAACGAAGGUUACUUGUGUUUUUUUACUGUGAAAAAUCCUUCUUUUCCGGACUAUAUUAUUCAAACAGACUGUGGCGUCAUGUGCUGCGACAUACAUCCCAAUUAUCCAUUCUUAACCGUGAUCGGACUCUACGAUGGCAAUGUGGCCGUUUAUAAUAUAAGAGAGAACUGCAAGACGCCUUUGUAUGUCUCGAGAGGUAACAAGUGCAAGCAUGGCGAAUGCGUCUGGCAAUUGAAAUGGGGACCUGAUAUGACAGACGGCGAAAUUAAUUUUUAUUCCGUUUCCUCCGACGGCACCGUUUUCAAUUGGAUCUUAAUGCAAAACAAACUGUGGGUCACCACCAUCAUACGUCUCUAUUUGGAGGAAAAUGGCACUGCUGAUGGACCAGAUGGCACCAAAGUUACACUGCGUGAUGGCGGCUCCUGUUUACAAUUUCAUCCCACAAAUCCCGGCGUAUAUCUGGUGGGCACCGAGUGUGGCUUUAUUUACAAAUGCAGCACUGCGUUUAGCUCCAAAUAUCUAAUGACCUAUCAUGCGCAUAAUAUGAGCGUCUAUCGCAUUGACUUUAAUCGCUUUAAUGUCAACAUAUUUGUAUCCUGUAGCGGGGAUUGGCGUGUCAAAGUCUGGGAGGAUAUGCGCGCCGAUCCUUUGUUUAUUUUUGAUUUAGGCUCAGCUGUAGGUGAUGUCAAAUGGGCGCCGUACUCGAGCACCGUAUUCGCCGCCGUAACCACCGAGGGCAAGGUGCAUGUUUUCGAUCUGAAUGUGAACAAGUAUAAGGCUAUAUGCGUACAAGCUGUGGUGCCCAAGCGUAAGAACAAGCUCACCAGACUGGCUUUCAAUGAGAAGCUGCACUUUAUAGUGGUCGGUGAUGAGAAAGGCGUAACGCAUUCACUGAAACUAUCGCCCAAUCUACGUGUUAUGGUGAAACCACCGAAGAAGCAGCUCUAUCUGGAUCAGACUACACUACAAAUAGCCAAGCUGGAAAAGCUACUGUCGCUGGUGCGUGAGCUGCCCGAGGGUGAGGUGGUGGCAGAUGCAGCAACCACAGUGCGCAGCUAAAAGACCACAAGAUGUACAUACUGCUCUUAGCUGUAAAUGCCCAUAUAGUACAGAGUUCUUUAUUGUAUUAAAAAAAAACUUUAGAGUUAAAAGGUUAUAAACAGAGAGAGCUUUACAAGCUAUUUAACUAAAGGUUGGUUAAUAAACAAACUACUUAAUGGC